Brienomyrus brachyistius is the source of this 4788-nucleotide messenger RNA. It is a transcript of the gene ireb2, whose product is annotated as iron-responsive element binding protein 2. The record is from RefSeq and is a predicted model, not a curated record. The transcript is spliced from 22 exons. NCBI's taxonomy places the organism in Eukaryota, Metazoa, Chordata, Actinopteri, Osteoglossiformes, Mormyridae. The coding region runs from base 339 to 3266 and encodes 975 amino acids. Gene Ontology annotation, cellular component: mitochondrion; cytosol. Gene Ontology annotation, molecular function: iron-responsive element binding; 4 iron, 4 sulfur cluster binding; aconitate hydratase activity. Gene Ontology annotation, biological process: citrate metabolic process; tricarboxylic acid cycle.
GGGCCCCCGCUUCGCCGGGGAGAUAAUAAUAGGACGGCUGAUAGCCACUGGGUUGCGGGUUCGACACUCCCUUAUUAAACAAGGUCCAACUGAGCGUGAUAUACCAAGACCAUGACACCGUCACUAUGGAGAAUGGAGUCUAUAAAUACAAAUCAACACGUCGCUUUAACUUUAUUUUCUAAAUCCGCAGUCUGAAAGUGGAGGAAGUGGAACUCCGGCCGUAGGAGAGUUAAUUUGUGCUGGAGGGCGGGGGCGGCCGCCAGAACCGCAUUGGGCCCGGAUCGGGGAGGUGUUUCCUCGGCCCACUAGCGGAGAUCGUGUCAAUUUCAGGAGCCGUCAUGGCGCUGACGGUCGUGUCCCGAGACCACCCCUUCAGCCACCUCAUUGAGACCCUGAAGACUGAGAAACAUGCAGGGCGCAAAUACUUCAGUCUUCAGAAGCUUGAGGAUCCAAGAUACAAUGAGUUGCCCCUGUCUAUCCGCAUCCUACUCGAGGCGUCCGUCCGGAGGUGCGAUGGCUUCUACGUGCAGAGAGAGGACGUGGAGGCCAUCUUGGAUUGGCGUCAGCAGCAGGGCUCGUCUGAGGUGCCGUUCAUCCCGGCCCGGGUUCUGCUUCAGGAUUUCACGGGAAUUCCCGCCAUGGUGGACCUGGCUGCCAUGAGGGAUGCUGUGGCCGGCUUGAAGGGUGACCCCAGUCUGGUGAACCCCGCCUGUCCCACUGACCUCAUUGUGGAUCAGGCAUUGCAGAUCGAUUUCAGUAAAUGUGCCAUUCAGAACGCCCCGAAUCCGGGUGGGGGGGAAGGUCAGGCUGCCUCCGUCAAAUCCUCUCCUGCCAAAGCUCAACCUCAUGGGGGGUCUGGCGGCUGCAGGGACCAAAGAACCUGCAGCAAAGGGUCCUGCAGCGACGCUCCCACUACCUCAGGGAGGGCCCCCUCUGUCCAGAUAGAGAACACCCCCCUCUUGUGCCCUUUUCACCUCCAGCCUGUAUCUGAGCCUGAGACUGCUCUCAAGAACCAGGAGAAGGAACUGAGCAGAAACAAAGAGAGGUUCCAGUUCUUCAAGUGGUGCUCCAAAGCUUUCAAGAAUGUGAAGGUGAUCCCUCCCAACAUCGGCGCCAUACACCAAGUGAACUUGGAAUACCUGUGUCAGGCGGUACAGGCCCAGGAGGAGUAUGUCUACCCAGACAGCGUGGUGGGCACGGACUCCCACACCACCAUGGUCAACGGCCUGGGUGUUCUAGGCUGGGGCGUCGGAGGUAUCGAGUCGGAGGCCGUCAUGCUGGGCCAACCUGUCACCCUCACGUUGCCUAAGGUGGUGGGCUGCAAGCUGGUCGGCUCCAUCAACAACCUAGCCACGUCCAUAGACGUCGUCCUCGGGAUCACUAAGCACCUCCGUCAGGCUGGGAUCGCCGGUAAGUUUGUGGAGUUCUUCGGGCCCGGCGUGUCCCAACUCUCUGUUCCGGAUAGGACCACCAUCGCCAACAUGUGUCCAGAGUACAACGCGACAGUCAGCUUCUUCCCCAUCGAUGACGUUACACUGAAGCACUUUAGGCAAACUAACUUCAGUGAGGAGAAACUUGAAUUGGUGGAAGCUUACCUGAAGGCCGUGAAACUCUUCAGAAACUACCAAGACCCAUCUGAAGACCCCGUGUAUUCAGAGGUUAUAGAGGUUAACCUCAACACCAUCGUGCCCCACGUUAGCGGGCCCAAGAGGCCGCAGGACCGGGUGGAGGUGAGCAACAUGAAGAAGGACUUCGCCAGCUGUCUAAACGAGAAGGUUGGCUUUAAGGGCUUCCACAUUCCGGUGGAGAAGCAGGCAGCCCUGGUUCCGCUCCUGCACGAGGGCCAGGAGUUCAGCCUAGGUCAUGGCUCGGUCGUCAUUGCUGCCAUCAUCAGCUGUACCAACAACUGCAACCCAUCCGUCAUGCUCACCGCAGGCUUGCUGGCCAAGAAGGCUGUGGGAGCCGGGCUUAGGGUCCGGCCCUACAUCCAGACCAGCCUGGCUCCCGGGAGCGGCAUGGUCACCCACUACCUCAACACGAGUGGGGUGCUGCCUUACCUCAGCCAGCUUGGAUUUGGGGUGAUCGGUUAUGGAUGUGCCACGUGCCUGGGGAACACCGCACCCCUGCCGUCAACUCUAGUCGACGCCAUUAGAAAGGGUGACCUGGUAGCCUGUGGAGUGCUGUCUGGAAACAGGCACUUUGAAGGACGCCUAUGUGACUGCGUACGAGCCAACUACCUGGCCUCUCCACCCUUGGUGGUGGCCUACGCCAUCGCUGGCACAGUUAGCAUCGACUUUGAGACUGAACCCCUGGGUGUAACUGUGGAGGGCAAAGAGGUGUUUCUUCGGGAUGUAUGGCCCAGCAGGGAGGAGGUCCAGCAUACGGAGGAGAACAUGGUCAUCUCUUCCAUGUUCCGAGACCUCGGGGAAAAAAUGGAGAGGGAAAAUAAGAUGUGGAAAAACCUGGAUGCUCCCGAAUCCACACUCUUCCCCUGGGAUCUCAAGUCCACGUACAUCAGAUGUCCACCCUUCUUCCACAAACUUACGAACAAGCCGUGCCCCCCACAGCCCAUAGAAAAUGCCCACGUGUUGCUUUUUCUUGGAGACAUGGUGACAACUGAUCACAUUUCUCCAGCUGGUAGUAUUUCCCGCACCAGUGCCGCAGCCAAAUACCUUACGAGUAAGCGCCUUACCCCACGCGAGUUUAACUCGUAUGGAGCCCGACGGGGCAAUGAUGCAGUGAUGACCAGGGGUACAUUCGCCAGCAUCAAGCUACAGAAUAGGUUCAUUGGCAAAGCAGCCCCCAAAACCCUGCACAUCCCGUCUGGACAAAUGAUGGAUGUUUUCGAGGCGGCUGAGAGGUACCAGAGGGAUAGCAUUCCCCUCAUAAUCCUGGCUGGGAAGAAGUAUGGCUCCGGGAACUCGCGUGACUGGGCUGCCAAGGGACCCUACUUACUUGGUGUCAGGGCUGUAAUCGCAGAGAGCUUCGAAAAGCUGCACAAGAACCAUCUGGUUGCCAUGGGGAUUGCCCCUCUGCAGUUCCUUCCGGACCAGAGUGCAGACUCCCUGGGACUCAACGGCAAAGAGACGUUCUCCUUUUGUAUUCCGGCAGACCCAUCUCCUGGUCAGGAGCUCACCGUCCACACCAGCACUGGAAAGAGCUUCCAAGUGAUGGCGCUGUUAGAGAGCAAGGUGGACACGGUCUUCUACCAGCACGGUGGGAUGCUCAAGCUUGUGGCCCGGAGCAUGAUUCCUCCCCAGCCAUGACACAGCACGUCUUGCCGGCCUCCCCCAACUCCUUUAGCUCCCUGGGCCCAGCUGAGCCCUCUACACCAACCAGCAAACCCUUUGCGAUGAACACCCUGUCCCAUCCCUCACCUCCCUUGGUGAUGAAGACCAGGGGACACCUCGAUGCCCGGCUGCAGUUCCGACGCCUUCCUGGAGUGGCUGGCUAAGGCCGGCCUUGCGAGCACAGCAUAAACUCAUUUGUUGCAUUUGAAAACAUCCUGUAAGGUUUUAUAGGGCCGUGAGAAGCCUGAAAUUAGUUAAUCCACCCCCCACCUUCUCCUUUCUGCACUGUCCCUGUAUUGUACUUCUUAAUUGUUGAUUAACGUUGCAUGUCAGAUUUGCUGCCCUCUGCUGGUCAUGCUGCUCCUUCACCAUGCGGUUCUCCUCCUCGCUGGUGCCUCUGCAGGUGAAAUCUGUCAGGCCACAUCGGUAUCUGAAAGAACCCGGAGCCACGCUGCUCCAGCCGCCUGCAUUGCUGUGGUUUUUCCAAGGGCCGACCUGCAGAAGUCCAGCGCUCAUGAAUUACGCUAUUAACCUUCAGACCAGAGGCUAAUGUUUGCCGCAAUUCCGGAUCACUGACGAAUAUUGCCGCCGACUGCUAAUGUCCGUUUGUUCAGAAUCGCGGUUUAUAUUCCCAGCUGUGUGUCACAGUCCAUGUGAAUGUCACUUCGAAGGUUUAAGGAGCUGUACAAUUAUUCAUAAUUGUGAUUCUGCAGUAGGACUAAAGCUGUAUAUGGGUGAUACUUGCGUUAAUCAGUUACAGUUUAUUUGCGGAUGUUCUCGUUAGUGGUCUGUAGUGAACACUCUGAGUCUUGGAAUAUGCUCUUUGGAAGUAUGGUUGGUUUGCUUAAUCUCCUGUGACUGCUAAGCCGUUACCUCAGAGUGUGGGGGCAGCCCUCCUCCCUUUUUAAUUUUACUUUUACACUCACCCACCACACUAUCGAACUGUCAAAGUCAAAACACUGCAUGAAUAUUUUGUCGUUACAUUCCCCCCCCCCCCCCCUCCCUCUGAGCUUCUAUUUUUUUUUUUUUUUCUGCCAAUCAAUGGGCCAUUUUAACAGGUUUAGUGUUUCUGGGCACCACCCACAAACCAGUGUUAACACUCUGGAUUUCAAAAGAUCACAGAGAUGUUUCCAUGUAAUCCCAUCCUCCACCCGCAGAUUUUUUAUUUUUAUUUUUAUCUUUUUUCCCCCUGUGGCACCUUCUGGCCUGUGACACAGUCUGUGUAAAGGAUGGAUCUUCAGUCGAAGCUCAUUAAGGACUUCCCAGCUAAGGCGUGCAUGUGUGAUGUGGUUCUUCGUUCUGGACUUUGCCUCCGUGGCUUCUGGGGCAAGUCCUCACCAUUUUGCAUUUUUGAAACAAUCUUUGACAUUAUGCAACAAAGGCGUAUCACGGCAAGCCGACCUGAAGCAGAAUUGCGUUGUAAAAAAUGUAUCAAACCCUGUAGCAAUGGAAUUAUUGCUGAUAUUGUACAUAAUUUUUAGUAAAGAGUUAAACAGAA